Molecule: messenger RNA, 1312 nt
Organism: Cryptomeria japonica (Japanese cedar)
Lineage: Eukaryota; Viridiplantae; Streptophyta; Pinopsida; Cupressales; Cupressaceae
Product: endochitinase 4-like
Exons: 3
Coding region: 163-1125 (320 amino acids)
Biological process (GO): cell wall macromolecule catabolic process; carbohydrate metabolic process; chitin catabolic process
Molecular function (GO): chitinase activity; chitin binding
Source: RefSeq, a predicted model, not a curated record
AAGCCCAUAGAACCACAUCACUAAGGAUCCCCUCUAUAGGAUUCAAAAUUCUGGUCUGCUGUAGUUGACGUGUAUCCAUGUCUUAAACAAAGACGCACGCAAUAUAAAACUUUCCCCUGUGCUUCAUAUAAUUUCCACACAAAUUGACGGGAAAUUUCAAUCAUGGCGACAUACACAAGGGUUUUACUGUUAAUGAUGGUAACAUUGAUAAUAGCAGGGGAGAUCCAGAUUAGCUUAGCACAGAAUUGUGGAUGUUCCAAAGGGCUGUGCUGCAGCAGGUGGGGUUUCUGUGGAACUACUCAACUUCAUUGCGGAGAAGGUUGUCAAGAGGGUCCAUGUACCCUUAAUACUACGGCCUCGCCUGCCUCCUUUAGAUCCAUUCAUUCUGUAAUCAGCAAGGCCAUUUUUAACCGUAUUACCUCAGGGAUUUCAUCUGGAUCUAUUGAAUCUAUAAUCAACCAAAUCUUCUUCAACCAUAUUAUCUCAGGGAUUUCGGCUGGAUCCAUUGAAUCUAUCAUCUCCCAGACCUUCUUUAACGAUAUUAAAUCAGGGGUUUCGGCUUCUUGUGAGGGAUACUACUUCUACACUUACAAUGGGUUUAUCGACGCUGCAAAAGCCAAAAAUUUCGCAGGUUUUGGCAACACCGGAAGUCUUGAUGUUCGCAAGAGAGAGCUUGCUGCUUUCUUUGCCAAUGUCGCCCAUGAGACCGGGAGUCUGUGCUAUGUGGAAGAAAUUGCAAAAGCAACCUACUGCGAACCUUCCACACGAUGGCUCUGUGCGAGUGGAAAGCAAUACUACGGACGGGGCCCUCUUCAGCUGACCUGGAACUACAACUAUGGAGCAGCUGGAGAAUAUGUAGGACUUCCUCUACUGAAUAACCCAGAUUUGGUGGCACAAAAACCAGACAUCGCCUUCAAAACAUCAAUUUGGUUUUGGAUGAUAAACAGCAACUGUCAUAAGGCCAUGACCUCCCCUGAUGGAAAAGGAUUUUCAGGAACAAUUAGAGCCAUCAACGGUGGAGAAUGUGGGGGAGGGAGUCCAUCAGCGGUGCAAAAUAGGGUGAAUUUGUAUAAGAAAUUCUGUGGAUUGCUAGAUGUUACGACUGGUCCCAAUCUCUCCUGUUAAUUUUCUUUACAUCUCACGAAUGAAGCAAGCAUGUAUACUCAAGUGGCCGUUGGUUCACUGAUGAAAAUGCUUGGCCAAUAAAAAGGCUAAAGCUUGUAGAUACAAUUCAAACACCAAUGAACUCCUCCCAUGUAACAAUUCUGUAACAAGAAACAUUAGGUAAUCAUAAACAUAACGAAUUGUCUCA